This is a messenger RNA of Halichondria panicea, 922 nucleotides long. RefSeq lists its product as uncharacterized. Bases 142 to 795 code for a protein of 217 amino acids. NCBI's taxonomy places the organism in Eukaryota, Metazoa, Porifera, Demospongiae, Suberitida, Halichondriidae. The record is from RefSeq and is a predicted model, not a curated record. The transcript is spliced from 5 exons.
UUUGCAGCAUUAACUGAGACCCGCCCAUCUUUUGAAAGCAGUCGAUCUCCUCGAUUUGAAAAGCUUCCAUCGCCAGCUAGCUGUCAUAAAUUGUGUGUCUAUAUAUAUAUAUAUAUAUAUAUAUACGAAGGGAAAGAGAAAAUGCAGCUAAUCCCAGGAAUUGCUCGGAAGGUAUCAGUGCCAUUGGUUGGGCUGUCUCUGUUGGGAUGGAUACUCUACAUUAUUGGCUUUGGAGCAGUCAACAAUGGACUGAACUACAAGACUGGACUGCAGUAUCCUCCUCCGUUCCCUGACUGUCCCAACAUCUCCUAUCUGGCCAUUUCCCCUCAGAGAGCUAGUCUCUAUUGGUUCCCUCACUGGGUGGUGGUCAUUGCAGGACCUUUCCUCUACACCAUCACCAUACUAAACCUUGUCUUUGCCAAGUGGUUCACUGGACUACCAACACUGAUCAUGACGUCCCUGUAUCUCGUGUGUGGAGGAGCUGUUGUCUACACUUGGGCAGUUGAACUGUUUGACACAAGUGCUCUAAUAGCAGUCUCUCGUUAUUGUCCCCCCUCUGGUUGGCUGACUAAUAUCCAGUGGGGACUGUGGCCACUUAUUGAGUGGGUGGGAGCUCUUUUAUCUGUCGUCUUCUUUACAUGCUACAUGAUCAUGUGGUCCUGGUACACUUCUCCUGAGCCAGUCUACUAUGAGGAGUAUGCAGAUGAGGAAGCUGAGUAUGAGGAGGAACAAGGUGAAGGAGAAUAUGAGGAGGAGGGGGACAAGGAGGUGGAGCCAGAGACAACAGUAGAAUAGAAUAAUAGACACAAACAUAACUAUGGGCUUCUCUAUAGAUACAGACUCUUUACACACAUCCUUUAUUUAUCUUUUUAUGGCAUGCACUAUAAUUAAACUUUUGUGAGAUCUUUUGUGAGAUCAUAAA